AUGGCUAGUCCCUUGAUGGGGUGUGUUCCAUGGCCGUCGGUGGUGUCGGCAGAAAUGGAGUUCGAGGAAGAUGAUGAAGGGUCCUCAGUGUUUUUGUCCAGGAGCUCAAGGAGAACGAUGUUGGAUCUGUUUUUUGGAGAUUGGGUAUUCAAGCCUGAGGAUAAGGCUGAGUAUAUCAAGGACGUAUGCGUGCGCAUGGGAAUCACAGAGAGGAACUUUUGCCGUGUCCGUAGUAUGCGGUUGUCUGUGCCAGGAACUGCAGUGCAGAGUGUGCAGUAUAUCAACAAUUAUUACGGGAUCAGAGGUGAAAAACGGAUGGGAGCUGACGGCAAAGAGAAGGUUUUGGUUUUCGGGACGUCAUUGGUGGCUGUCUGGUUUCUGUGUGAUCCAGAUAAGGCGUUUCUGACAGGUGUUGCAGCGUUGGAGGACGUUCCACCAGCUUAUGAUUUUUGGCAUUUGACAGAGGGGAUGCCUUACAAGGUGUAUCAGUAUGGUGUAAGCAGAUUAGGCGCAGUUGUUGGAUCUUUGAAAAGCCAGUGGACGCCGGAGGAUGUGUGUUGUUGA
Notodromas monacha is the source of this 564-nucleotide messenger RNA. The record is from the annotation of a GenBank genome assembly. Lineage: Eukaryota; Metazoa; Arthropoda; Ostracoda; Podocopida; Cyprididae.